Diaporthe amygdali is the source of this 894-nucleotide messenger RNA. RefSeq lists its product as uncharacterized. NCBI's taxonomy places the organism in Eukaryota, Fungi, Ascomycota, Sordariomycetes, Diaporthales, Diaporthaceae. The record is from RefSeq and is a predicted model, not a curated record. The transcript has a single exon. The coding region runs from base 1 to 894 and encodes 297 amino acids.
AUGAACAACCAUGAUAUCUUCGACGAGCCGCCGCCUUCUUACGAAGAGGCAACCGGCCGCCCAUCAAACAACAGCAACACCAAUCACCAGGGACCACCACCGCCGACACCACCAAGACCUGCCAAUAACAAAGCCAACGGUACCCAAAACGCCCCAAGCACCCCGGGGGGGCCAGCAUCACCAACAGUCACGCCUCACACGCCAGCCCAGACCUUCCAGCAAAUUCUCCCCGUCUCCCAAACUGUAAAUCAGCAGUUCCCACCAGCCUUCAACCUCUACCGCGAUGCGUUUCCAGGCCAGCGAUCCUACUUCCUCGGCGAGCACCAGGUCACCCCGCUGUACUCGGUGACAGCGUGGACGGGUUGGACGACAGGGGCGAGCCUGGUGCUGCACAACGGGCCCAGCGACGACCACCCGCCCCUCGCGACGGUGGUGUACGAGUCGCUGGGCCGGCGGAUGAGCGUCAACCUGCCGCCGCUCCCGGGCCACAGGCCCGAGCCCAUCUCCGUGGCGAUGCCCACCUUCAUGAGCGCCAAGUUCACCUUCGUCGUGGAAGUGAAAAAUGGCAUGACGUACCGGAAGGAGGCCUUCGAGUGGCGCCGGAGCAACAGCCUCGCCAUCAGCGGGCUGGGCGGCCGGUCCCAGGGGUGGAAGCUCGUGCGGCUCAGCAACGAGCUGCCUCCCGGCGGUGUCACGAUUGCGGGCAGCGGGCCGCCUUCUGGGGACGGCCACGAGGUCGUCGCUGUGUGCACGGAUGCUGUGAUGAGUCUUACCAAGAUGUUCAAGUUCUCGUUCCUUGGCACGGGCCUCUCCGGCGCGCUCGGGGAGAGGUGGGCCGUCAUGGCCGUGGCGACGGGGCUUGUCAUCUGGGACCAGGAGCGCAGGAGGGACUAG